Molecule: messenger RNA, 3843 nt
Organism: Mobula hypostoma (lesser devil ray)
Lineage: Eukaryota; Metazoa; Chordata; Chondrichthyes; Myliobatiformes; Myliobatidae
Gene: agtrap
Product: angiotensin II receptor-associated protein
Exons: 5
Coding region: 1648-2127 (159 amino acids)
Biological process (GO): regulation of blood pressure; angiotensin-activated signaling pathway
Cellular component (GO): plasma membrane
Source: RefSeq, a predicted model, not a curated record
UUUUAAAAAUACUUUUCUUAGAAAGCUGACUUUGUUUAUACAAUAAACUAUUUGCCGCAAACCCAGACAAAUGCUGCUGUCUUUUAAAAUGUGCAGUGUAUCAGCAAAUAAAUAAUUAAUAUGACAAAGUAGUGGACAUUUAAGAAUAGAAUUUUAACGUAAUUACUGAUGGCGCCAGUGGAAUGCUGCUUUGUGCUUAAUUAAGUAGACUCUAAAGAUAUGCAUUUUCUUCACAAAUAUUUGAAGAUUAAUUUUAAUGUCAUUCUAAAACUUCUGGUGAUUGUCGGCCGUGCGGUUGGUUAAUCCAGAAUCUUCGCCACCUCUCCAACCCCCCAUCCUCGACUCGGACCGUUCCGUACGUACAAAUGCCAGAAAGCACGGUAAACUGUUGAAUAUCGCAGUGUCUAAUCUCCAACCAGUCACUCGGAGUUAGCACUAAACCGCAGUUAAAAGAUGAAAGCUGUAAUAUUUGCUUCCAGCAUAGAUGCAAAGCAGUUUCAAAGUAUAUUAAUCAUCAAAGUACUUAUAUAAGAUAUAGGAGCAGAAUUAGGCUACUUCCCUCUUGGGCCCAAUCUCCCCGUAACCCUUUGGAGGAAAUUGACAGAAAAACAAAAUAGCGAAUGGAAGGAAUGCUGCUGCCUGCCACGCCCCUGAACAGUUGGACAACCGCCAUAAAGCGAAGUGGUAUGUCACCAAUCACAAUGCGGAGAUUCUUUUUCUUGCGGGCAUACUCAAUAAGUAUGAAGGAACACACAGUCUUUUUCAUUAAAAUUUAUCAUCUCAUUUUUGCUGGGGCAAAAGGCUAAAACGGGAUGAAUAUUCCGAAUACCGUACAACGUACUGUGAACUAUGUAGAUUUACUACACAAUACAAAGCAGAGCUGAUAUUGAGGAAGCCGAGUGCCUUGCUGAGACAGCACAUGAUAAAACCCGGAGACACGAGACGUCAGACAAUUGAAUCCGGAGCGAGAGAAGACAAACUCUUGGAGGAAGUCAGCGGACCGAGGAAUAUCUGUGGAGGCAAAGAGACGGUCGAAGUUUCGGGUCGAGAUCGUGUGCAUCAGAAUCUGUCUCCACACACUCUGCUUGGCCUGCUGACUUACUCACCGAGAUAAGAGCCAGCAUUUCAGAGUCACUCGACCCUGGGCCAAAUGUUUGCGAUGAACAUUAAUCUGAUCUCAAGCGCUAAGCAGCUGAUCUUUAAGAAAACGCACAUCAUUCUGCGGGGUUGAGUUAAUACUGCUCAGCUCGGGGUUGAGCGGAUGUUACCUUCUGUUUCUUUUCUGGGGCAAGAUGUUACAAGCACUGAAGACUAGAAGUCAGAAUUUUAGACAAUAAGGCAUAGGAGCAGAAUUAAACCAUUCCGCUAUUCAAUCGUGGCUGAUUUAUUAUCCCUCUCAAAUCCAAUCCCCUCUUUCGGUUUCACUGUUCCAGAAUUAAACCGUAAAGUAUUAAAGUCCACAAUGUUUGUCCCGAUCUUCCACAGUUUUCCUUAUACUGUACAGUAUCUUGGGUCUUGGGAAACCAGGAACAGAGAUGGGCGGAAGGACCUGGAGUGGUUCUUUUCGCUGCAGAACGCGAUUCUCUGUCAUGUGUCUCUGGGUCACGUGGUCCGCGUUAAAGUUUUGCUGUAAGUGGAGAGGUGACGAUGGCGCUGCCGGUUAUCAAUUUAAAGAUGAUCAUCUUUGUGCACUGGCUUCUAACAACUUGGGGCUGUUUGUAUCCCUGGCUUCCCCAACCAUAUAUCUGGAGUAAUUACGCUGUUCUGGCUAUUGGGGUUUGGGCCAUUGCUCAGAGAGACUCCAUUGAUGCCAUUUUUAUGUAUUUAGUUGGCACGGUAAUCACCAUCCUCUUGGACAUCAUCCACAUUGCAGUCAGCUAUGAUCGUAUGGCUGCCAUCCAACAAAACAAUGAAAUGAGGGAUCAGUUCCGCUUCAGUGUUGGUAUGGCCAUUUUGAGCCUCCUCCUGAAACCAGUUUCCUGUCUCUUUGUGUAUCAGAUGUAUAAGCAGAGAGGAGGAGAUUGCUAUAUAAGCAUCGGUGUUCCAGGUUUAACUUGUAGUCGAGAUCGAACUUCGUACCAGACCAUUGGUGAGCAGGAGCCUCACCGCCAGCCUACUUCCUCAUAGACAAAGAUUCCUGUCCCACCCUAUUAAUCCAUUUGCAAUAUGCUGCCAUAAGGAAGCUUAUAUAAACGUCUUGUGCCUUGGAUUCAGUAGCCACCUGGUUUUGAAUGCUUUGGUCAAAUUGUCAGUAUUUGGUGCCCUGGACUUCUGGUCAUGCUUAAGUCUUCCAGUUGAUAAUGUCGCUAUGAUGAUCAUCCAGAGAAAAACAAUACUCCUGUUGCACAUGACUAUCUGGAAUUUGAAGGCUGUAGAUUUUAAAAUCUUUUAAUUCUAGUCCUGGUGAACUCAAAUGUGGUUAUUAGGUCACAAUUCAUGACUGAUUUUUAGAGGAUUACAGACUUGAUUGAAUGAAAGCUUUUGGAAGCCUGACAGAUAUUUAAAGCCAGUGCUCCUGGUGUUGUGAUACUUUGCAUUAAUGACUGAAGGUUGAAGAUAAUUGGCCUUGUUCCUUUAUGAAAAAGUUUUGGGAUGGCAGACACAAUUGCUUUCACUCUUACAAGCAGAGAUAUUUCCCUAGUAUGUCCUUCUCGUUGAUAAAGCUUCCUGAAUGUUAAGGAUCCCAGCUGGAAAAUAGUUUGAGGACUUGUAGCCUAUGAAAAUUGAGCUUCAGAAGGGGAGCAGGUUUGGCUCUUAAUACUGAAGUAGCUUGGUUAGCAUUUGUAAGUAUGGUUAAUUGCACCCUCCCAUACAAAAGAUUUACAGUUAAACAGCAUUUAGCUGACAGGUACAAAUUCAGAAAAUGCUGGAAAAACUCAGCGGGUCAAGCAGCAUCUAUGGGAAGAAAAACGGUCAAUGUUUCGGAUCUGUGACCCAAUAUCAGAAUUCAGCUGAUGGGGAUCUCUCCACCAGCAGCUCACUGAACUAAUGUCGUGAAUCAGCUUCUGAAGCAUAUGGUUGUGUUUAAAAAUUGUACUGAUAUCAGGCAAUUUAAGUUUUGUAAUUCCUAUAAUUUUGACUUGGGGAAAACGGUCGAUUGUGUCCUAGGAUGUAAUACUGCUCUUGAGUCUGACUACUGACAAUAAUACUGUGGUCCCAUGGUUUAGGCAGACCAGGGCUUGUGGGGCUUUUGUGGAGGGAGGGGUUGGGGGUUUGGAGAUCAUACGAGCAUACCACGUGACGUGGGAUCUUGCUAUUUGCAAUUGAAGUUGCAAAUUUGAUUUAACUGGUUUGUAACAUUUAGAGGCAGCAAACAGUGAUGUAAUUUGCUAAAGAUCUCGAGAUAACACUGCAGCAAACAAAUGGUGUGCAUGGCCUCUGAGGCCUUUCCUGUCCAAGAGAAGAUGGGACUUGAAUUAUGUUUACACUCCAAAAGCUUUCUUUUUCAUAAAGAUGGAGUAAAAUGAGACCUUUAAUUUCUUGUACUUUGAAAAGUUUGACACCUUUAAUUUUGCACAACUGCAAAUGAAAGGAAGAGCAGAAAGUAACUGUGAAUAGGACCGGACCAGUGCAAGCAGUUAACAUGAAACCACCACAUUACUUACUGGAAAUGGAAAGGUAGAUACUUGGUUCAUUUCUCACAGUGGUCAGUCUUCCUGUCUCACUUGCUAACUAAUGCUGUUGCCAUGGGAACAAUAAAAAUACAGAUCUCAGUCUUGGCCUUGGUGUUUCUGGGUGAACAUUUAGAUCCUGAUGUGUAACUCAGUCUGUUUUGUGCCAUUUGUUCUGAAUCAGGUGCCUUGAUUUUGUUAGAGUACUUGAUGUAAUUGUGAAAUAUUAUUG